UUGACAGUCAACGCCUGAAGAGACGGAAGGGUUCAAGGAGUGGUUCCGCGGGAGCGAGCUGCAGGCAGCCACGGGCUGCAGGAGCGGUGCAGGGAUGGAGCAGACGGUCCCGGCUCUGCCCGACCUUGCGGUGAGCGCUGCCCAAAGUUUCUUCCUCAUGGGCACCACCGGUUACCGUGGGACUCAACUGAGGAGCCGUGGAGGUACAAUAGCUCCAGGGCAGCACGACGCUAACGCGGGCAGCUCUCCGUGCCGACAGGGAGGAGAGAAACUUCAGGGCCAAGCCCAGCAGUCUCCGUGCAGAGACCUGUGCCGCUAACUCUCGCUCUUCACGCUCGGCUGCAAGCUGGACCCGCGGGUGGCGCUGACAGGGCCGCAAGCCGGCUGCGACCGCCCCGCCCGGCCCCCUCUCCCGCAAGAGAGCCCCGCACCCGGCCCGCAACCCCGCGGGUGACCUUGCGCCGCGGCCUGCGGACACCUCCCAGCGCGCCUGCGCGGCGCCUGCCUUCCCUCACUAAAAAUGGAUGCCCUCCGGCUCCCUCGCACGCGAGGCACCAGUGAGAACCGCUUCCGCCCUCUUUUAGUCACAUGACGCGCGGUCUCCGGCCCGGCAGCUCUUACGGGAGCCCGAUGGGGACAAGCAGGCCGGUUUUUGCGUCUUACCCGAGGAGGGGGCUGAGAGCGCGCCGCACCGCUUGAACCCCCCCCCUUCCCCCCCGGGAGGCAGCGCGAGGGCCCGGAGCGCGGCAGGAGCGGCCCGGCCGGGGCAGGCAGGAGCUUGCGGGCGCCUUCCCGCCGCUCUGGGAUGAGUGGGGCUGCGUUCCCGUCUCCAGCUGCCGAGAUGGCAGAAAUUAAUCGCCUUCAGUAUGAAAUGGAAUACACUGAAGGAAUCAGUCAACGCAUGAGGGUCCCAGAAAAACUCAAAGUAGCUCCUCAAAAUGCUGACCUUGAGAAGGGCAUCCAAGAAGGAUUUCCAAAUGCCAGUGUAACUAUGCAGGUUCCGGAGCGGAUUGUAGUGGCAGGUAAUAGUGAAGACAUUCCAUUUGCCAGACCACCAGACCUUGACCUUCUUCAGUCUACUCCAUUCAAACCGCUGGCAUUGAAAACUCCUCCCCGUGUUAUUUCUCUUAGUGAUCGACCGCUAGAUUUUUUGGACCUAGAAAAACCUCCACAGCAGACACCUCAAAAUGAAGAGGUCCGCUCAGUGGGAAGACUGAAGAGAGAACGUUCCAUGAGCGAAAACGCCACUCGACAGAAUGGCCAGCUGGCCCAGAAUGAUUCCAUGUGGCUCAGAUCAGAUACUGUCCCAAGAAAUAAAAUGCCACGGUUCCAGUCACCUCUUUCGACUAAGGAUUGCACUGUGACACCAUCACUGCAACAGGCUCGUGUCUGUCCUCCCAAUAUGUUACCUGAAGAUGGAACUAAUCUUUACUCUGCUCGUGGCAUUUUGUCGUUUAUCCAGUCUUCCACUCGUAGGGCUUACCAGCAGGUCUUGGAUGUGCUGGAUGAAAACCGCAGCUUGGACAAGGACAAUAGGCCAGUGUUACGUGGUGGGUCAGCUGCUACCACUUCCUCUAACCCUCAUCAUGACAACACCAGAUAUGGUCUUUCCAACUUGGAUACUACGCUUGAGGGAACACCAGACGACAUGACAGUUGUAGAUGCUGCUUCCUUAAGACGACAGAUAAUCAAACUUAAUCGCCGUCUACAACUUCUGGAAGAAGAAAACAAAGAGCGUGCUAAAAGGGAAAUGAUCAUGUAUUCAAUUACUGUAGCUUUCUGGCUACUCAAUAGCUGGCUUUGGUUUCGGCGCUAGACACUGCUCUCGGAAAGAUUUAAUAGUUGCAAAAACAAUUUGCAAAAUUCUUUGUUUCUGAAUUGUAUGUUGUUUUAUAAUUCAUACACUGGAAACUUCCACCACAGAUACAGGCUAUAGAAUUGCAGUGUUUAAAGGGACACCUUGUUGUUCAGUUACAAUGUAUUUAAUAGAUUUGCAUUGCAAAUACUUGCAGUAUCCUCCUUUGCAUGCUUCGAUGUAAAUAUGGAUCAGCCGAUAUGAAGUUUGCUUCAUGCAAUGUAAGGAUAGUGAUCUACAGGAAUAGCCACUGGAUGUUUUGUUGUGGUGGGGAGAGAACAAACGGAAUGGGUUUGGAAAAAAUAUUAAAAAAAAAAAAGGAAUAAAAUAAUUUUUAUUGUUCUGUUGUUAGAUGCAAUUAAACAUGAUUGCACUAGUUUUCCUUUAGUCUGAGUAGCUUGAAGUGUGCCAUAUUCAAGGAGUAUGUCCUGUUUCAUGAGUGUGUCCCUUGUUUAAGCACAUGUUCAGGUCAAAUAAUAAAAGGUAUUCUUUGCUAACAUGCAGAUUGUCCAGAGGUGUGUAAUACAUAUUUUUUUUUAGUUUUAAUUUUGCAGAUGUUUUUCUAUAAAAUACAUUUUAAAGCAAGUCAGUCUGAGUGAUCAAAAGAUUAUGGAGUACAAGAUACUGAUGUAGUAUAUUUAAUAAAACUCUCUCUCAAAAAAAAAAUCCCAAACUAUUGUUUAAUAUUAAGAAAAUUUAUUUGAAGGUUUAUCUAAACUAUGUCUUUGAAGUAAGUAGUAGUGAUGAACUGAACAACUCAAAAGUAGCAGGUGGGCAUCUGCUCCCCCGCAUGUUGUGGUUCUGGGUGUGUGUGGUGAGUAUGCAGGAAGGGAAACCAGGCCGGUGUCCCAGGUACUGUGGUCAGUUGAAACAUCCCUGGUUCAGUCCCAGGAUCUGCUACAUUUUUGGUGCUGGAGGAAGCGCUGAGGAGCACACGUUGCUGCUGGGGUCACCACUGCUGCCCUGCGUGUUAGUGGCUUAUUGCCCCUGUACAGCUGCAGCUGCCACAACCCCUUCCCUGGGGGUGUAUGAAACAACUCACAGCGUCAGCAUGUGGGAGAACGUGCAACGAUACCCAAACAAUGCUUUGACGGGGGCCUUUCCCACAUCAGCCAGACCUAGACUGCUGCGCAGGACCAUUGCUGGGCUCUAGCAGUUCACAGACUGGUGAAGACAUGAUGGUCCCCAGCAGCUGCAGAAGGACGCAGGGCCCGUCAGCGACGUCCUCGGCUCACCCGCAGCAGCAGAGGCCGUGGAACAGUACCGGGGCUGUUUUCUGCCCAGACACCCCACCUGGGGGUCCCUGGUGCUCCUGGGCAGCUGCUGCCUGCAGUCCCUGGUAAGGACGGGUUGUUCAGGGAGCAUCGGCAUGAGAAGCCCUGAGGAUUUUGAUACGUACGCGCCAGCACCUGGCUAAGGAAUGCUGCUCUCAUACAUUUCGUGUGCUGUCAAGUUCAAUAGGACAUCAUACCUGGCAUUCUGUGGCUUUUGCACUAUUGUAUAGGCUGCUGUGCCUGCUUCCUGCGCUUUUCUGCAUCGGCUGCUGCGUAGAUUGAUUUUAAGCUUUGUUGCCCGUGUGCUAUGUGACUCUGUUGGCUGUUUAGGGCAGUUGCUGUGCAUGUCUCCUUACUGUGAAUGUUAAAAGCACGUGCCUUUUAGUGAAAGCCAAUAUGAAGGGAAGGGCCUGCUUUGUGCAUUUUCUGUAUUUUCACGAAUUUUAUACCAUGACCUUUAAGCUAAAUGUGUACUGUAUGACCUUCAGUGCAACUGAGGGUUUGAGUUACUACAGGUCUUACGGAGUUGUAUGGGUAAUAGGAAAAAAUAAAGCUUCUUUUACGGGA
This is a messenger RNA of Grus americana (Whooping crane), 3696 nucleotides long. It is a transcript of the gene MFF, whose product is annotated as mitochondrial fission factor. The transcript has 10 exons. Bases 806 to 1816 code for a protein of 336 amino acids. Lineage: Eukaryota; Metazoa; Chordata; Aves; Gruiformes; Gruidae. The record is from RefSeq and is a predicted model, not a curated record. Gene Ontology annotation, cellular component: peroxisome; mitochondrial outer membrane. Gene Ontology annotation, biological process: positive regulation of mitochondrial fission.